AGCCACACCUACUCUGUGUGUGUCUGCGCGGAGGGACUAUCCUGUCAGGAAAUACCAUGCUGCCCUGCUCUCUCUUUAACUUCACACGCAGAAAAUCUCACCCCAGAAGACGCUUGUAGUUUUUCCUCUCUCUCUUUGUUGGAUUUUACCUCGGAUAUUUACGCACGGGUUUCUCUAUUGUUGUCUUUUUUCCAUUUUCCUGCAUUUUGACUCUCUCCUGUAAGGACAAUUGAAGAUUCUGUCAACAUGCUUCAAAGCUUCUCCCAGUCUCAGGACUGGCUUUACACAGAGCCGCUGUUAUUUGACGAUGAGUUCUGCCAGAGUUUGAUGAAGGACCUACAGAGUCUGCCGACGCCCCCUCAGUCUCCUCCGAUGAAGCCGGGUUUGGGCGGCACCAAGCCUCUCUCCAAAGAGGACCAGCUGAGCUACGUGUCCGACAUCCUGCUGGAGGACCACGACAUGCAGCUCAACUGGAACUCUGACUUCUUCCACAGCCAGGAGAGUAAAGAGGGGGAUGUGGGAGAGCCCUGCUCCCCCCUGGAGGAGGAGGAGGGCGGGGAGGACUGUCUGUGGCAGUGCCUCUCCGGAGACAAGAGUCUGGAGGAGAAGCUGGUGUCCUCCAUGCUGGGCUCCAGCCCGCUGCUCUCCGACAUCAACACCUCCAUCUUCGAGGAGAUCGCCGGCUCCACGCUGGACUGCCAGAACCUGAUGGAGCCCGGAGAGGCCACGUCGGACUACGGCUCCACCGCGGGGGAGCUGUCCACCUACUCCUCCAGCGACUCUGAGGAGGAGAUAGACGUGGUGACGGUGGUUCGGUGCUCCUCAAGCCCCUCCCCUCGCGCCUCAUUGGCCGACCUGUCCACCCGUCAGCAGAAACAGGAAGAGCAACAACGAGCUCAGCAGCGCCAACACUUUGAGAUCCAAUCGCAACACAAUUACGCCGCUCCGUGUCCCGCCUCUCCGCCACCUUCGUCCAACAAACGCUCGAGAGGAAGCGACGGAUCUUCCCGAUACCAUCACUCGUCGAGAAACUCCUCGUCUUCUUCUUCGUCGCGGUACCACAGCCACAGUCAUCAUCACAACAAUAGCAGCAGCAGCAGCAACUCGUCACGAAACUCCACGGAGACGGAGGAUGAAGAGGAGAGGCGGCGAACGCACAACGUCAUGGAGAGGCAGCGGAGAAACGAGCUGAAGAACUGCUUCGUUCACCUGCGAGACAACGUGCCCGAACUUUCCAACAACGACAAGGCGUCAAAGGUUGUGAUCCUGAAAAAGGCCAGAGAUUGCAUUUACGGUUUGGAAGAUGAAGGACAUCGACUUCAAUCCAAGAGAGACAAGCUGAGGGCGAAACAGGAGCAACUGAAGACUCGGUUAGAGAGGCUGCGAAGCUAAAAGGCAGCCAUCUUGAAUUUGUUUUAAGUGACAAUGCAAGGGGGGGAGGGAGAGACUGGGUACACAGAAAGGGAUGCAGGAUGGCGUCAUGCUGCAAAGAGCGCACAGAAGUUGGACUUUCUUGUAACGAUGAUAACGCUGGACUGAGCAGACAUGCUGCCAACGGAAACACAACACACUCAUUGCCUCAGAACUCAUUAUUCUCAUGCCUUGACGGCUGACUGUUGUAGAGAGUAGGAGGGUUUUUGAUAACAAAGCGAGCAGAUUUUUUAUUUUUUUAAAGCUUGGCUGAACGCACACUGAAAGACUAUAUAUAAAAAAGGUCUAUCGUUUCUUUUGGAAUCUACUUUUUGGGGUGCAGAAGCCAUGAAACUGGGAGCCACAUCAGCUCAGGAGUUGAAUGAAACUUGAAUGUUGUGUUUUCAGGACAUCUUAUAGCCAUACUAACCAGUGACCCCUCCACUCUGACAGGUGCCUGAUGCUGGCUUCCAAGUUCUCUGGUCAAAUGCACUUCUGUGUAUUCCAAUUUAAUCCCAAAUCUAAUGCUUUUUGAAUGAUUUUCGAUCAGAAAGGAGCGUUUUUCAAUGUGCCGUCAGCCCUGUUUGGCCUCAGGCCGAAGCACCACUCUGUUAUCAGGUUAAUGACAGUACUUAAAACAGGUUUAAUACUGUAGUAAUAACAAUGCUCCGCCUAAGUUCAGCUCGGAGUGUUUUCUCAAGUUGAAAACAUGGGAAUAACUUUGUAUUUAAGUAUUUUGUUUAAACUCAAAGGUAGCCAUAUUAAAAAUGCAGGUUAUUGUGAGGAGACUGAACCCGGGGAGGUGAUCCUAAAAUCGUGCUUUCGUAGCAAAUCAGCCAAAGUCAAGAUAAAAAAAAACAUUAAGAUUCUUUCAAAUGCAAAAAAACGGAGACAAACCGGUGUCGUCCUGAUAUUCAAAGGUUAAAGUUCGGAGGACGCUGCAACGAACAACAAUACUGUGAUAUUUACUUCUAUAGCAAACAAGUGAACAUUUAAAAAGCAUUUUGAUUAUUGAAAGAUCUAUUAAUCUAAAAUUGACCUCAUGACACUUCACUUGUCGUGAGAAAAACACCAUUUAAAAAAAGAUAAGAUUGGCCAUGGUUUCAUGAAUGGAAGCCACUGAGCAGCACUCCCGUGUUAAACAGCGUCCUUUUGUGUCCAAUUAAACUUGUGUUUUUUAUUAUACGGACACGGUAUACGCUGACGCCACCAUUUAAAAGUUAAAUUGAACGCUGUACAUGUUCAUCUUGGCAGAAUUUAAAAGCCUGAAAUAUCUUUAAUUGGGUUGAAUGUUUAACUGAAUGCUAUUGUAACGCUAAAUAUCAAUUAUUGCCAAUGUUCUCCCCAUUAACGUGCUGUCUUUGUUGUGAAAUGUGCAAAUGUAAGGUAAACAUUUGCUUGUCUUGUCAAAUGUCUUAAAAAAUGCAUCCUGUUUUAGUUUCUUUACGAAUUGAGUUCUGCCUCGAGUGUACUUGAACAGACCCUGGUUGUUGGGAAUAAUGAGAGUUGAGGUGUUUUGUUUUUUUUACGGUAAAAACCUGUUCUGCCUUGAAAUGCAUUCUGUUCAGCACUUCCUGUUGGAUCAUGUCGCUGUCUGGUUAAAACCUCAUUUGCUUCCAUUUUUUUUUUUUUUUUUUCUGGGGGAGAAAAUGUUUCAAUUUCCCAUUUUUAUGGGAUUUCAGGUUCUAAAUAACUGCCUCCUGAAGUCAAUAUGUGGUUUUAACAAGACAGCAAAGUAUGAUGUUUGUUUGUAAAUGGAGGUAGAGGUGUUUUGUUGAAAUGGUAAAAACCUGUUCUGCCUUGAAAAUUAAUUCUGUUUUUUAUGUCGCUGUCCGGUUAAAACGUUGUCUUCUAACAAUAGUUUUAUAUUGUCCUCGGACGCUUCAGCUCCUUGGAGUUUUAGCCAUGUUCUGAAGUAACGAGGUUUCAACGAGACAGCGACGAUGGUGAUUUCUUUGUUCUUAGCAUGAUGAAAACCUACCUCCAGCCGGCUGCAGUCUGUUCUGCAACGUUAACGUUUUUUCUGGUUUAAAUAUUGUACAGAUUUUUAAAAGAAUAUGUAAAUAUUUUUGUUAUUGUAUCAUAAAUUAUUUUAGUCGCUUUUUUUUUUUUUUUUUUUCAUUUUGAAUUUGAGGAUUGAAAAGAAAUGUUAUCCUUUACCAAGCAGCACUUUUUUUCUAAAUAUUGUCGUAAUUAAAGAAUGAAUGAGA
This is a messenger RNA of Notothenia coriiceps (black rockcod), 3620 nucleotides long. RefSeq names its product myelocytomatosis oncogene homolog (gene mych). Gene Ontology annotation, molecular function: DNA-binding transcription factor activity; protein dimerization activity. The transcript is spliced from 3 exons. Lineage: Eukaryota; Metazoa; Chordata; Actinopteri; Perciformes; Nototheniidae. The coding region runs from base 247 to 1392 and encodes 381 amino acids. Gene Ontology annotation, biological process: regulation of DNA-templated transcription. The record is from RefSeq and is a predicted model, not a curated record.